CUGUGUUCAUGUUUUCAGCUUCAACAGCUGUCUCUCGGAAACUUUGCCGUACUACCUCAUCCAUCGGCGGUGCAGAUCAACGAAAGCGACAUAGCUAUAGGAGCACUUUCAAUAGCAUAUGGAUCUCUUCCUCCACAGCUACCGAAAGGUUUCUCCCUUCGAGCACCGACGUGUAUUGUUAACUUUUACCGAAUAGCAAGGGGUUUACUAAUAAAUAAACCGAUUCUCUUGGAAGGUGCUCCAGGUUGUGGAAAAUCGAGUACUGUUAUGGCUCUUGCUAUGCUGACGGGGCAUCCUAUCACGAGAUUGGAUCCUUUCCUGACCAACGGCUUGGGGGUCGCUACUGUUCCAGGUCUAUUAUCAUUCCGCUCUGGAAGGUUGAUUUCCUGCAGGUCUUUCUAUCUCUUCAGGAUGAGUGAUGCUGCAAUUGUUACUGAGGAUGGGAGUGUUUCGUUCCAUUGGGAAGAUGGGCCGAUACUGCGGGCCAUCAAGCAUGGUGAAUGGGUGUUGCUCGACGAGAUGAACUUGGCAUCACAAGCCGUAUUGGAAGGACUUAAUGCUUGUUUCGAUCACCGACGAGUGUUAUACAUCGCAGAACUGAAUCGCAGCUUCGAAAUCCCUGCUGAAAGCAGCUGUCGCUUUUUUGCAUGUCAGAAUCCACGAGCACAAGGUGGAAAUCGACGAGCUCUACCGAAGUCGUUCGUCAAUAGAUUCACAAAUAUAUACGUCGAUGACCUGAAGGACGAAGAUGUUCUACAAAUUCUGAGCGAGCUGCCCACAGCUGCAAGGAUAAACAGCGAGCGAUUGAAAGCGAUGGUCUCCGUAAAUUCUCGACUUGCAUCCGAUCAAAGUUUGAUGGGAGGUCCUUUCUCCUUCAAUCUUCGCGAUCUGUUGCGAUGGAUCGAGCUUUUUGAAAAGAAUAGUGAAAUGGCAGCCUGCUUUCAACUUCUGUACUUGAGCAGAAUGCGCAGAGAAGAGGAUCGUGAAAAGCUGCGGCUUCUCUAUCUGGAACACUUCAAUGAACCGUGUAUUACCCAUCCAGUCGUGCUUUCGGUGGACGAAAAACGUUUACGAAUUGGACAGGUUUCACUCCCUCGUAAAGGCUGCAUUGAUGUGGAAUGUGGACGGCGACUGCUAGCUAGUCAAAGUACCUUGAUGCACCAGCUGGCUGUCUGUAUAGAUAUGCAGUGGAUGCCGUUGAUCAUUGGGCCAAGAAACUGUGGGAAGCGUUCCACUUUGGAAAAUCUCGCUACGAUCUGUGGUGUUGAGCUUCAUACUAUUGUACUCACCUCCGAGACAGAUGCACAGGAACUCAUUGGUUCAUAUGAGCAGAUAGUCGACGAUUCUGCUCUCAUCGAUGCCAAAGCUGCUCUGAGCGAACUCCUGGAGAAACACGUUGAUGCUGAUGUUCUGAAUAAACUGAAUGCAGCAGACGAUGUGACACAGUUGGAGACCUUAGCUGAGAUGGUGCUCAUUGACUUGAAAGAGAGCCACAGCGAUGUUGUGGAUGAAUGUCGUGAAUUAUUGGCUCACGCUGCUCGAUCAGCAAUGCGGUUUGAGUGGAUCGACAGCCCGUUUGUGCGUGCUUAUCUGGACGGCCACUGGUUAUUGAUAGAAGAUGUCAACCUGUGCAGGUAUGAGAUAUUUUGCUGCUUCUCCUUUGAUGAGUACUACUAG
Messenger RNA from Cooperia oncophora, 1677 nucleotides. Lineage: Eukaryota; Metazoa; Nematoda; Chromadorea; Rhabditida; Trichostrongylidae. The record is from the annotation of a GenBank genome assembly.